UUCCCAACAUAUGGCUUCCUCACAUCACUGGGUGGGUCCAAGGAGGUAUGAACUUUCUGUAAUUUUCCUCCUGCCAGGUGAGCGCUACCUCCCCUCCCUCUUUGGAGGGUGCCCUGCCAAGCUUUGUACUCCAGGGGCUCGGUCUCUGAAACGGUGCAAGGAGAAGGACUAAUCGCUCAGUAGUGUGUCACUAAUAUAUGGCAGUCAGUCUGGCAGUGCCCAAAGGGAUUGCUGUGCCUGGCCCACUGCGUGUGUGUGUGCCAAGGCAUGUGUUUAAGGUCUUUGCCUCCUUGUGCAACUAACUCCGUGACCUGGGGUUAAACUGUGAGCCUGGUGAGAGUGGGUGUGGUAGAGGUUGUUCCAGAAUCAGUAAAUGAAACUCAUUUGCUGUGUAAGAGCAGGAAGUGCUGGGUUAAGGGGGGUGAAUCCAUUUCUGUUUGUGUGCUGCGCUGUGCGGAGCUGUGGGUCUUCACGGACCGGCAUGGGAGCUUCCAAGCUGGCGGUGGGACUUUGGAUGAUGGCUUUGCGUGGCAAAAUGCCAUCUGUGGCAGCAGAGUUGUAGAAGUAGUUGUGCUGAAAUUGCUGUGAGCUUUUGUGCCAAAGAGCUUGUGUAUAGCAGCUUGUUGAACUGUGCCCAUGAAAGCAUCUGUAUGCAGGCGGUGCUGUGCCUAGGUCUGUGUAUUUGUCCAUGCCUAGGUAAAUACCCUCCUGUGUAUGUGUCUGCAGACAGGCCCGGGUGAGUAAGCUGCCGCGUGUCCGUAAAGUAAGUGUGUGGCAGGAGCUGCUGUGGAAUUGGGCUGGCGGGCGCUUUGCAGCCUUCUUGGCGGGUCGGUGGGUUGGGCUGUUGCACAGGUGGGGGGUGAGAAGGCAGAAGGCUGCAGACUGGCGCUCAGGAGCGGGAGAGCUUGAUCAGUGCAGAGUCAGUGUUGAGUGUGUCCUUACAGGGAGAUCCCUGGACCGCUUCCUCAGAGAGCAGCGCGGACUGAUUUUACGUGCCCUCGUGCGUAGUGCUAGUGAGGUUAUUCAGGAGGUGCGUGGUGUUGCCAGCGCUUAGGCAAGUGCAGCGCAGUGGGUGCAAGGUGCAGUUCCUUGCCCUUGUGGGGCUGGAGGUGAGGGGCUCCCUUGUUCUUCCGGAGCGCUGAGUCAGAGAGGUUUGAGGUGCGGGAGGUCCCCUUUUGCUAAUGGACUCACGUUGAUGCUGCGAGUUACUUGGCUGGGGACCAACCGCAAGGUGCUCAAAAGCAGAUUUGCUUGUUCAGCGCUGCUGCUGAGUUUUCUGGGCUCUGGUUUGUUGGUUGUGCUGCCGCGUGAAGGUGACAGGGUGCCGGAAGCAGGACUGGGCUCUGCUGGGCUCUGUGCGAGGAGCCGUGUGUGGAGGCCAGGCGCUGUGGUGCGAGCUUGGCGCCUGGAGUUGUGGUGGCAGAGCUUGCGGUGCUGCGAGAGAGCUUCCCUUGAGGGCUGCGCUGCCUGGACGGAGGGGGGUGUAGGUGAAGAUGCUGGAGGCCGACCUUGUUGCAAAAAUGUUGCGAGCUGUUCUUCACUCCCAUAAAAAUGGGGUACCCUUGGCACAGCUUCAGGGCGAAUACAAGUCAUUGACGGGCGACUGGAUUCCCUUCCGGCACCUAGGACAUGGCACGCUGGAAAGCUACUUGGAGAGCAUCCCGGGAGUGGUGCGGAUGGAAGAGAACAAAGUGGGAGAGGUCACGUGCCAUGCUGUUGCUUGCACCGAGACAGUGCGAAUUGCUCAACUGGUAGCCCGUCAGAGGAGCUCCAAAAGGAAGGUGGGACGGCAAGUGAAUUGCCAGAUGAGACUGAAGAACACAGCUCCCGUCACCUUAGUAGGGAAGCCAAAAGGAACUUUGCGACAGCCCAGGUUAAUGAGCAGCCCAGAAGAAGGCAGCAAGAGGCCUGUCCCUCGCCUGCAAAGAGGCCGAGGUCUGGCGUGUGGAGUGGUGAAACCCACUGUAGAGAGUGGCCUGCCUGCCUUGCCCCCAGCCGCUGGAAGUGGACCAUCUAAGGAAGUCCCCAUGCAGAGGCAUGUCACGGUGAUAAACAGUAACUUCAAGAACCUACAGCAGUAACACAUCCAAGGGUGGGCAGAGCUUCAGGAAGGCUUGUACUCAUCAUGUCGACGCUGUUGCUAUCCCCAGGCAGAGAGCAAGAGGGCAGCAGCCUCCAUCUCAAAGGAGUGAAGCAUGACCCAUGCAAGGUGGAAAGAGACAGUUCUUUAAAGGACUUAAUGAGCACAUAUGCUGGGACACUCUCUGAAGCCAAAAUGAAGCCAGAAGUAGCACUUGGACCUUGAGACACAACAGUAAGACCCAACAAAAACAGAGGUACAGCCGUCAUCAGAGACUGCAAAAAAACAAAAAUAAGGAGAAAACCAGCUUACCUCAGAAUGACGAUGAGACCCAAUGAGGAGCAGGAGACCCCAGACCAAAAAAAUUACUAUUGAUCUAACUACCGCAUGAGGGGGUGGGAAAUGUAAGUUGAAAAAACUAUAAUUGCCCAGGAUUUGUUUAUGUUAGGGUCCCUCUUCGGAGGCACCCAGCUUGAGCUGUAAUUAUGGCACGCGCGUGAUUAAACUUUAAUUUGUUUU
Dromaius novaehollandiae (emu) is the source of this 2599-nucleotide messenger RNA. RefSeq names its product tudor domain-containing protein 7-like. The transcript has 7 exons. Lineage: Eukaryota; Metazoa; Chordata; Aves; Casuariiformes; Dromaiidae. The record is from RefSeq and is a predicted model, not a curated record. Bases 1494 to 2081 code for a protein of 195 amino acids.